GUCCACGCGCUCCCCGCCAACACCUCUCGAUCCGCCAAUCAACUCCACAGUACCUGUUCCUGAUCCUCUGUUGGCUCGUCCCACAGCAUCUCACCUACAGGUGGGCACGUUUUACCUUAAUGCCGUUCAUCGUCACGUGACGUGUCGUUACGUGACGUGGGGCUGUCAGGGGAGUCAGGUGAGGCGGAAGUGGAGCGAAGAGAGGAGCCGUCGGCAGGUAAACAGUCGGAGCAGAGAGGAAGAAGAGAGAAAAUGAGUAACCCGAUCCCGUCCAACAUGAGGUCGGAGGCCAAGAAAGCCGCCAAGAUCCUGAGAGACUUCACGGAAAUCUCCAACAGGAACGGACCGGACAAACUCAUCCCGGCUCAUGUGAUAGCGAAGGCGGAGGGUCUGGCCAUCAUCUCCGUCAUCAAGGCCGGCUUCAUGAUCACAGCCAGAGGAGGCAGCGGCAUCGUCAUCGCCCGCCUGGCCGACCGACGCUGGUCAGCACCUUCUGCCAUCGGCAUCGCUGGUCUGGGUGGAGGCUUUGAGAUCGGGGUGGAGGUGUCGGACCUGGUGAUCAUCCUGAACCAGCGCCGGGCCAUCGAGGCCUUCACGAAGGGCGGGAACCUGACGCUGGGCGGGAACUUCACGGUCGCCGUUGGACCGAUGGGCAGGAACGUGGAGGCAGACGUGGCUCUGCGCAGCACGGCGGCGGUCUUCACCUACGCCAGAUCCAGAGGUUUGUUCGCAGGUAUUUCUCUGGAGGGAUCUUACCUGAUCGAACGCAAGGACACCAACCGCAAGUUCUACUCCCAGGACAUCCGUGCAUCGGCCAUUUUAAACGGCGAAGUGGAGCCGCCGUCAGAGUGCUCCGACCUCUACCACAUCCUGGAGGCCUACACCGAGGCGUACGAGGCCGACUGGUGCAGCAAGAACAUGCGCUCCAAGUCGGCGGGUCCUUCCAGACCGCCAGCUCCUCCUCAGCAGAGAGCGUCGGCCAGCUACGAGCCUCCGAACACCAACACCGACCAGAGUACUGGUGCAGCUAAAGGCAGUAAGAACAUCCUCUAUCCGAGCAUCUCCAUGUAUAAAUCUGACACCUCAGGUCAGUCCUCCUCCAGGAACUCUCCACACUCCGUGGGCGGAGCCAGCGGUCAGCUCGUCGUCACGGCGACCCACCCGUACACGGGUCAGCAGCCCGGCGACCUGAGCUUCGUCCCUGGCGACCGCAUCACCGUCAUCACCAAGACCGACUCACAGUACGACUGGUGGGAGGGAGAACUGGCCGACGGGCGGGUCGGGAUCUUCCCCGCCAACUUCGUGUCAUUCUGACCGGCGCCGGCCCGAUGGAGGAACUGCGUCCACACAGCAGCUUCUACAGGAGGCGUUCACAGCCAAGACGGUGUGAAGACGGUCGACUGGCUCGAGUCUGAGAAUCAAUUUUAAAGCUUUCGGCUCUCGAAUCAUCGUCACUGUUUUCUGAAUUGUUGUUUGGACCAAAAUGUUUCGGUUGAACUGCGAUAAAAGAUAAAAGAAAAGUUAGAAACUCAAGUUUAAAGAAGUUAAAUUUAAAAUAGCAGCGACGGCGACUUUGUUUCUGCACUUGUAGUAAAAAAGGGUUGAAAGAUUUUUUUUCUUGUUGUUGGAGUGAAAUGUGUUUCUCUGAGCUGUGAGAGGUGAAGAAACACAGUCAGAAUGUCUGAAUGAAAACUUUUAUCUCUUGAAGUAAAGAAUCAUUAUUUUCUGCACAGCUGACCUGCAGUGGUGAGUUCAGGGGCCUGUGAAGUGUCUGAAAUCUCAGCACUUGUGGAGGUCAGGUUAUGAGCGCAGCCUCGUGUCGGGGUCCGACAUGCUUUCAUAAUUAAUGAUUAAUUAUCAACUUUGAAAUACACCUUGUUGUUUUUUUGGACUGUUCAUAUCAAAAAAUAUUUAAAGCUUCUGGGAUCUGUUACUUCCUCACCUCCACCUUUACCUUUACCUUUACCUCCACCUUCACCUUCACCUUCACCUCUAACGUCUCUGCUGCGGGUGGUGAGAAUGUAUUUUUGUAUCUGCUCAUGUUUUAUACAUAACGACCACGACAGGAAGAGUUCUGUUCGCUAAAAUAAUCAUGUGGUGUUUUGGUGAAUGAUUUUUUUUAAUGGAUAAUAAAUAAAAACAACUUUUUAAAGAA
Molecule: messenger RNA, 2155 nt
Organism: Acanthopagrus latus (yellowfin seabream)
Lineage: Eukaryota; Metazoa; Chordata; Actinopteri; Spariformes; Sparidae
Gene: sh3yl1
Product: SH3 and SYLF domain containing 1
Exons: 11
Coding region: 253-1314 (353 amino acids)
Cellular component (GO): ruffle membrane
Molecular function (GO): phosphatidylinositol binding; protein binding
Source: RefSeq, a predicted model, not a curated record